Molecule: messenger RNA, 913 nt
Organism: Aspergillus uvarum CBS 121591
Lineage: Eukaryota; Fungi; Ascomycota; Eurotiomycetes; Eurotiales; Aspergillaceae
Product: GFA family protein
Exons: 3
Coding region: 356-766 (136 amino acids)
Molecular function (GO): carbon-sulfur lyase activity
Source: RefSeq, a predicted model, not a curated record
ACACUCGCGACCCAUUGGCUGUGGGGGGAGCUUCCCAUGAAGCGUGACAAAUCAGUGCAUCAGCGCAGUGAGACCCCAAUUCGUAUCAUUCGUAUUUGGAAUAUUGAUUCUCCAUACCUAGUAGUAGUGACUGGUCAAUCCGGCUGAAAAGUUGCCAAGUGACGCAAGUGAACCCCCUCCAAAGUCUCGCAACCCCGCCAUGUCGUCAAUGAGUUGAUGAUCUGCCGAGAAACACCCAAACACGAGAGCUGCUUGCUCCCUAUAAGUACUCGACGACCUCGCUAGUCGUCUCAAAGGUCCUCAUUGAGAACCUUGCUCGCCUACCAAUUACUGAAUCCCUCCACAUCCUCCCAAAAUGCCUUUGACCGGUCACUGUCUGUGCAACGCCGUCACCUACACCAUCGAGGUGGAGGAGCCCGCCCUGGUCGGGUACGACCACUGCGACGAUUGCCAGCGGCAAAGCGGCUCCACCUACUCGCUGGUCGCCGUGGUGCCCAAGGACAAGCUCACGAUCAACGGGCCGACCAAGAGCUGGGCGGGGCUGGGGUCGUCGGGUAAAGCCGUGCACCGCAUCUUCUGCUCGGAGUGCGGCUCGCCCAUCGCCCAUGACCCGGAUGCCGCCCCGGAGAUCAUCGCCAUCAAGGCGGGCACGCUGGACACGGAGAUCAAGAAGAAGCUCAAGCCGGACACCGAGAUCUGGACGGUCAGCAAGCUGCCUUUCUGCCAGGAGCACUUGGCCAAGCCGUUCAAGCACAUGCCGGAGUAGUGGAUCGAUGCGUGAUGUCUGCGGAUGGGAAAAGUGAACGGAGAUGUUACCAGAAUGUUGGCCGAUGGCCAUGUAGCUAUGCCCGGCACAGAAAUGAUAAUUACUAUGUGCUGUAAUAUGGAAUAUGGGUGCAUUCUUCCACAGCUC